CGCGCCGCAGCCCGGAGAGUCAGAAAGGCGAGGGGCGCCGGGAGCAGGCGUGUGGGACUCCAGACCCGAGAGCCGGAGGCUGCGCCUUCCCCGCACCGGGACCUUCGAGACACAUCAGAUCCUCGUCCCUGCCCCGCGCGAGCGCCCAGGAUGACCACCACCCUCGUGUCUGCCACCAUCUUCGACUUGAGCGAAGUUUUAUGCAAGGGUAACAAGAUGCUCAACUACAGUACUCCCAGUGCAGGGGGCUGCCUGCUGGACAGGAAGGCGGUGGGCACCCCGGCCGGUGGGGGCUUCCCCCGGAGGCACUCGGUCACUCUGCCCAGCUCCAAGUUUCACCAGAACCAGCUCCUCAGCAGCCUCAAGGGUGAGCCAGCCCCAGCUCUGAGCUCUCGGGACAGCCGCUUCCGAGACCGCUCUUUCUCAGAAGGGGGCGAGAGGCUGCUGCCCACCCAGAAGCAGCCAGGGAGCGGCCAGGUCAACUCCAGCCGCUACAAGACGGAGCUGUGCCGCCCCUUCGAGGAGAACGGUGCCUGUAAGUACGGGGACAAGUGCCAGUUUGCGCACGGCAUCCAUGAGCUCCGAAGCCUGACCCGCCACCCCAAGUACAAGACGGAGCUGUGCCGCACCUUCCACACCAUCGGCUUCUGCCCCUACGGGCCCCGCUGCCACUUCAUCCACAACGCCGAGGAGCGCCGCGCCCUGGCGGGGGCCCGGGACCUCUCCGCUGACCGUCCCCGCCUCCAGCAUAGCUUUAGCUUUGCUGGGUUUCCCAGUGCCGCUGCCACCGCUGCUGCCACGGGGCUGCUGGACAGCCCCACGUCCAUCACCCCACCCCCCAUCCUGAGUGCAGACGACCUCCUGGGCUCACCCACCCUGCCUGAUGGCACCAAUAACCCCUUUGCCUUCUCCAGCCAGGAGCUGGCCAGCCUCUUUGCCCCUAGCAUGGGGCUGCCCGGGGGUGGCUCCCCAACCACCUUCCUCUUCCGGCCCAUGUCCGAGUCUCCCCACAUGUUUGACUCUCCCCCGAGCCCUCAGGAUUCGCUCUCGGACCAGGAGGGCUAUCUGAGCAGCUCCAGCAGCAGCCACAGUGGCUCAGACUCCCCCACUUUGGACAACUCAAGACGCCUGCCCAUUUUCAGCAGACUUUCCAUCUCAGAUGACUAAAGCAGGGUAGGGAGGGACCCCCUGCCUACUCUACCCCCACCCCACACCCCCUCCUCUCCCCCC
Diceros bicornis minor is the source of this 1230-nucleotide messenger RNA. RefSeq names its product ZFP36 ring finger protein like 1 (gene ZFP36L1). The transcript is spliced from 2 exons. Lineage: Eukaryota; Metazoa; Chordata; Mammalia; Perissodactyla; Rhinocerotidae. Gene Ontology annotation, molecular function: metal ion binding; mRNA binding. Bases 151 to 1167 code for a protein of 338 amino acids. The record is from RefSeq and is a predicted model, not a curated record.